Corticium candelabrum is the source of this 822-nucleotide messenger RNA. RefSeq lists its product as uncharacterized. Lineage: Eukaryota; Metazoa; Porifera; Homoscleromorpha; Homosclerophorida; Plakinidae. The record is from RefSeq and is a predicted model, not a curated record. The transcript has 2 exons. The coding region runs from base 1 to 822 and encodes 273 amino acids.
AUGAAUUCUCUUACUGGCUCAAACCCAAAAGUUGUACAGUUUUCUGUUGUAUCUCAUUUCACUAACGUAACAGUAGCUGGUAGUCUCAAAGCUAUUGCCUGGGAUGGUCGUUGUGGUGGGAUUGUGGUUUUCCGGUCAAAUGGAAGUGUUUCUGUUGAUGAGACAGGCACCAUUUCUGUAAGAGGAAAGGGUUCUAGAGACUCUCCUCGAUUUGUAUCCAAUAGAGACUAUGUCCCUGGUUAUGUGAGUGAAUCAAGUAAAGUUGGUUACGCUGCAGUUCGGCAGUCAGCAGCUAUUGGAUCUGGAGGAGGAAGUGGAAAUGGUCAAGGAGGUGGUUAUGGGGGAGCUCAUCGCACUGUUGGUUCUGCUCCACAACGAGGAGGAUGUGACCUUGCAGCAGCAGGAGCUCCAACAAUAACGGGUGACAAUGAUUAUUCAUUGGUAGAAUUUGGUGGCUCUGGUGGAGCAGCAGGAUCGCAUAACAACUAUGGCCGUGAUGGAAGCAAAGGUGGAGGUAGUGGAGGAAUAAUUUUUAUAUUUUCUCAAAGUAGAGUUAUUGUGGAAGGACAAAUAGAUGCCCGUGGAAUGUCUGGAGAAGACGGUUACCCUGCUAAUGAUGUGUCGCAGCCAAUGGGAGGUGGUGAUGGUGGAGCUGGGGGAGCAGUCAUGAUAGUCACAACAACGUCUAAUCACAAAAGUAACAUUCUUGUAAGUGGCGGUGCAGGAGGUGAUUCAGCUAUACACAGUGGUUGCAAUCCAGGAGGCAGAGGUGGCUCAGGUGGAUUGGGAUGGAUUAGAGUAGCUGACCCUUUUACUACAUGA